Molecule: messenger RNA, 4341 nt
Organism: Scomber japonicus (chub mackerel)
Lineage: Eukaryota; Metazoa; Chordata; Actinopteri; Scombriformes; Scombridae
Product: membrane-associated phosphatidylinositol transfer protein 2-like
Exons: 27
Coding region: 43-4335 (1430 amino acids)
Biological process (GO): phospholipid transport
Cellular component (GO): cytoplasm
Molecular function (GO): phosphatidylcholine binding; phosphatidylinositol binding; metal ion binding
Source: RefSeq, a predicted model, not a curated record
ACACACACAGAGAGAGAGAGUUGGCCCAAUUCAAGCACAACCAUGCUGAUCAAGGAGUAUCGCAUCCCCAUGCCGAUGAGCGUGGAGGAGUACCGCAUUGCUCAGCUCUACAUGAUCCAGAAAAAGAGCCGAGAGGAGAGCUGCGGCGAGGGCAGCGGCGUGGAGAUCCUGGAGAACAAGCCUUACGAGGACGGCCCCGGAGGCUCGGGUCAAUACACACACAAGGUCUAUCACAUCGGGAAACACAUCCCGUCCUGGUUCUGUGCCAUCCUGCCUCAAGCUGCCCUUCGAGUGGAGGAGGAGUCCUGGAACGCUUACCCUUAUACACGAACCCGGUAUACUUGCCCAUUUGUGGAGAAAUUCUCUAUAGACAUUGAGACGUAUUAUAAACCAGAUACUGGAAAUCAAGGAGAUGUCUUCAAUAUGUCGUCUGCUGAAAAGAGACAGAGGACUGUAGAUCCUAUAGACAUCGUUAAGGACUACAUCCCUCCUCAUGAGUACCUGGUGGAAGAAGACCCUAAACUUUACCAGUCCAUCAAGACCAAACGGGGUCCGCUGUCAGAGGACUGGAUCGAGGAGAUUAAUCAGAAUUCGGGUCGGAGCCCCGUCAUGUGUGCCUACAAGCUCUGCAAAGUGGAGUUCAGAUACUGGGGCAUGCAGUCCAAGAUCGAACGCUUCAUACAUGAUGUGGGUCUGCGUAAAGUGAUGGUUCGAGCCCACCGGCAGGCUUGGUGCUGGCAGGACGAAUGGUACGGACUCACCAUCGAGGACAUCAGGCAGCUGGAGUUAGAAACCCAGCUGGCUUUAGCUAAGAAGAUGGCUCAGUACAGUCUCAGCGAGGAGGGGGGAACAGAGACCAACGGCUCCUCUGUGAGCCAGGACCAGGAGCAAGGAGCUGAGACUGUGGGAACGACUGUAGAGGCAGAUGGAGGAGGAGGAGGAGGACUCACCAAGCAGUGGUCGACUUCUUCUCGAUCCUCCAACAGGUCGUCUAAGAGAGGAGGAAGUCCGUCUCAUCAGAGCAUCUCAGAGUGGAGGAUGCAGAGUAUCGCUCGGGACUCGGAGGACAGCACAGACGACGAGUUCUUUGAUGCUCACGAAGACUUUUCCGAUAACGAGGACAUGUUUGCCAAGGGGAUCACCAAGUGGAGCUCCAAUGAUCUGAUGGACAAAAUAGAAACAAUAGAAGUGGAUGAAGCACAAGAAACUUUGUAUCAGGAGUCGGGCGGAGACUACGCAGGGAUGAGUAAUGAGGAGACGCAGAUGGAGGAUUGUUCGUCUCAGCAGUGUCUUCAGCCCUCCAAAAUCCACGUGCUCAUUCUGGUCUUGCAUGGAGGAAACAUUUUGGACACUGGUUCUGGUGAGCAGAACAACAAGCAGGGGGACGUUAACACCCUCAGCGGGGCUUUUGAGACCGUCAUGAGGGUCCAUUACCCGACAGCGCUGGGCCGCCUCGCCGUGCGUAUGGUCCCCUGCCCCGCUGUCUGCGUCGACGCGUUCUCGCUCGUCUCCAAUCUGAGCCCUUACAGCUACGAUGAGAGCUGCCUGUCCAGCAGUCAGGAUCACAUCCCGCUGGCCGCUCUGCCGCUUCUCGCUACCUCUGCACCUCAGUACCAGGACGCCGUGGCAACCGUCAUCCUGAGAGCCAAUCAGGUGUACAGCGACUUCAUCAGGUCUUUAGAGGGAGCGUCAUUCACCGGCCAGGUGUGCGUCAUCGGGGAUUGCGUCGGAGGUAUCCUGGGAUUUGACGCUCUGUGCAGCAGCUCUGUGACGGUGUCAGAGAGCCAAAACAGCAGCAGACGAGGCAGCACCAUCAGCGUACAGGACACAGACCUUCUCUCUCCAGGUAUCGUCAUAAACAGCGGCUCUCCUUCCUCGCCGACCCUCGAAGGGAGCCGCCACCUCAGCCGCAGCAACAUCGACAUCCCUCGCUGCUCGGGGCCCGACGACCCCAAGAAGCAACUUCCACGCAAGCGCAGCGACUCCUCCACGUACGAGCUGGACACCAUCAAACACCACCAAGCCUUCCUGUCCAGUCUUCACUCCAGCGUUCUCCUCGGGGAACCAGGAUCACGACGCUCCAGCAACAGCACCAUGCUGGAGGGAGGCUCUUUGGGAAAGUUCGACUUCGAGGUGACUGACUUCUUCCUGUUUGGAUCUCCGCUGGGGUUGGUGCUCGCGCUGAGGAAGACUGUGGUGCCCACAUUAGAUGUCUCCGCUCUGCGUCCGGCCUGCCAGCAGGUUUACAACCUGUUUCAUCCAGCCGACCCCUCUGCCUCCCGCCUCGAGCCUCUCCUGGACAAGCGGUUCCACGUGCUGCCUCCUUUCAGCGUCCCCCGCUACCAGCGCUUUCCUCUGGGUGACGGACACUCAGCUCUCCUGGUCGAGACAGUGCAGAGUAACCCUCAGCUUCUGAUGGAGACGGCCGGCACAGCUUCGUCCCACCGCUGCCAGGAAAACACCAUCAGUGAGACGUCGAUCCCUGUGCCCGUCCUCAACUGGCAGACCUCGCAGCCCCACGCAGAGAUGGACAGUCUUCACUCUCACAUUUUUGUUGACGGCCCGUACCCGUCAUCCACAUCACCGGGGGUCCCUCACCUUCGUUACAACCGCAGGGCGAGCGAGGCCAGCAUAGCCAGCCAGGUGUCAGGCUUAGCCGACUCUUACACCGCCUCCAACAUCGCCACCACACACAAACACGAAGUCACCCCGACUAAAAGGCCCAGCCUGCUGUCCCAGCUGUCUCUAACCUACAGUAAAUGUCGGAGCCCCUCCCCUCGAUUACGCAAGAAAAGAUCCACCAUCCGUCAGGUGAUCCCGAGAUCCAACGGUGUCUCAGACGCCCCCCUGAGCUCUGACACGAACUCUGAUCUCACCAAUGUCACCCCUGAUCUCUCCGAUGUCUCCUCUGACAUCACUGACAUCAGCUCUACACCCCCGUCACUCGGGGUGCUGAAGAACGUAGAGCAAGUUGCCUCUCGGUGGUGGGGCAGUAAGAGGAUGGACUACGCUCUCUACUGUCCUGAUGCUCUCACAGCGUUUCCAACGGUGGCUCUGCCUCAUCUCUUCCACGCUUCCUACUGGGAGUCUACAGAUGCCGUCUCUUUUCUGCUCCGACAGGUGAUGAGACAUGAGAACUCCAGCAUUUUGGAGCUGGAUGGUAAAGAAGUGUCUGAAUUCACUCCGUCCAAACCUCGAGAGAAGUGGCUCCGCAAGAGGACUCAUGUUAAAAUUAGGAAUGUGACGGCCAACCACCGUGUGAAUGACGCCGUGUUCACGGAGGACGGCGCCCAGAUGGUGACUGGACGCUUCAUGUACGGCCCUCUGGACAUGGUCACCCUUACUGGAGAGAAGAUUGACAUCCACAUCAUGACCCAGCCUCCCUCUGGAGAGUGGGUGUACUUUAACACGGAGCUCACCAACAGCAGCGGUCGUGUCUCUUAUGUAAUCCCUGAGAAUAAAAAGCUCGGUAUCGGAGUUUAUCCUGUCAAACUGGUGGUCAGGGGGGAUCAUACAUUUGCAGACAGCUAUCUAACCAUCGUACCACGAGGAACCGAGUUUGUUGUGUUCAGUAUCGACGGAUCGUUCGCUGCCAGCGUGUCCAUCAUGGGCAGCGACCCGAAGGUCCGAGCUGGAGCUGUGGAUGUGGUGAGGUAUUGGCAGGAUUUGGGCUACAUGAUAGUUUAUGUAACGGGUCGUCCUGACAUGCAGAAGCAGCGUGUGGUAGCGUGGCUCUCUCAGCAUAACUUUCCUCACGGCAUCGUCUCCUUCUGCGACGGGCUCGUUCACGACCCGCUCAGACACAAGGCCAACUUCCUCAAAACCCUCAUCGGCGAGGCUCAUAUGAGGAUCUUCGCUGCUUACGGCUCCACCAAGGAUAUCUCUGUGUACACCUCCAUCGGUCUGCCUGCGUCUCAUAUCUACAUCGUUGGAAGGCCCACGAAGAAAAUGCAGAACCAGUGUCAGUUCAUCCCGGAUGGCUACGCCUCCCACCUGUCCCAGCUGGAGUACAACCAGAGGUCCCGUCCUGCCAAGUCCGCCAGCACUCGCAUGGUCCUCCGCAAGGGCAGCUUUGGGUUGGGAGCAGCAGGGGGAGACUUCCUCCGCAAACGCAAUCACAUCUUUCGCACCAUCUCCUCCCAACCCGGAGCGACUGGGUCUGGCUCUCCCAACCAGCCGGGCCGGACUGAGCGCACGCUGAGCCAGUGCGAAAUGGAUCGGGACCGAGGCAUCGCGGCAGCAUCUACGCAGAGGAGUAUGAGUAUAGCAGCUGGGUGUUGGGGCCGCACUGGGAGCACCAGGGAGGGGAGCGGAGGGUUGCUCGGCCCCAAGUAAGGUUCA